Porites lobata is the source of this 1773-nucleotide messenger RNA. The record is from the annotation of a GenBank genome assembly. Lineage: Eukaryota; Metazoa; Cnidaria; Anthozoa; Scleractinia; Poritidae.
AUGGCUGUUGACAUUUGGCGUGUUCUGAAUCCAUCUAGCAGGUCCUUUUCUUGGCUUCGGCCCAAUGGCGCUGCUGCUUCCCGUAUUGAUUUAGUUGGCCUUCCUGUUUCCUGGGUCCCUUUUGCGGGCUCUUGUGAUCUUCUCCCUUGCCCCUUUUCAGAUCAUUGUGCGGUGUCGUUGUCGGUUGCUGUCCCACAGGUCCUCACUCGUGGUCCUGGUGUCUGGAAGCUGAAUGUUUCUGUUUUGGAGGAGGACGACUAUGUUUCUCUGAUAUCCUCUUUCUGGGCUUCCUGGCGGGUGAAGAAAUCUGAUUUUGUAACGGUCAUGGAUUGGUGGGAGGUCGCUAAGUCAAAGAUCAAGGGCCUAACAGUGACUUAUUGAAAGAAUAGAGCUGAGCGUCUCCGUAAUCGCCGUGACCUUUUAGUUCGGCUUGUUUCUCAUCUCAAGGGGCGGGUAGAUGGCGGUCACUCUGAUUGUGUUGGUCCGUAUCAGGCUGCUCUCGCGGAGCUGAAACAACUUGAUCUUGUGGAUGCAGAAGGGGCUCGUGUGCGAGCUAGAGUCAGAUGGGUUGAGGAGGGUGAAUGCUCCUCGUCGUAUUUUUGCAAGCUAGAGAAGAAGCACCGUAGUGAGAGUUGUAUCACUGCCCUCCGGGGUUCGGACAAUGUUGUUUAUACUGGGGCUGAGGGCAUUCAGUCUGUCCUGUCCUCGUUUUACGCUGACCUUUUUUCGAAGGAGGAUACUGACCUUACUGUGCAGGCUUCCCUCCUGUCCAAUGUCUCUGAUAGAGUCCCCGCUGAUCGGGUUGGUGAUUGCGAAGGUCCGCUUUCUGUUGCUGAGUGCUUUGCUGCUUUGUCCGGUAUGGCGAGGGGUAAGGCCCCGGGUAUAGGCGGACUUCCGAUGGAAUUUUAUGUGAAAUUCUGGGGUGUGCUUGGGGAGGACUUAGUUGAGGUUUUAAAUUUUUGUCAUCAGGCUGGUUUUCUUGCUAAGUCCCAAAGGCGCGGCCUCAUCACGCUCACUUUUAAGAAAGGGGAUCGCCUUGACCCCCGCAAUUGGAGGCCUAUCACGCUCCUUAAUGUCGACUAUAAGAUCGCCUCCCGUGCGAUAGCCGGACGUCUCCUUAAGGUGAUUCACUUUGUGGUGGCCGAGGAUCAGACGUGUGGGGUGCCGGGCAGGUUCAUUGGUGAUAGUGUUUCUUUGUUAAGGGAUGUUGCCCAUUUCGCCUCCACUAGUGGGUCCUCUGUUGCAAUUCUGUCUUUGGACCAGGAAAAAGCGUUCGAUCGUGUGGAUUGGAGCUUUUUGCGCUCCACUUUGGUCUGCAUGGGCUUUGGUCCCUCCUUUAUUAGCUGGGUUGAUCUUUUCUACGCCGGUGUCCAGAGUGCCGUUAAGGUUAAUGGUUUUGUCACCCCCUUUUUCGGCCUUUCCCGUGGUGUUCGGCAAGGCUGCCCCCUUUCGCCUCUAUUGUAUGUUCUUUAUGCGGAGGUCUUAGCUUGUAACAUUCGUUCUAACCCUGUUAUUACCGGUCUCUGCCUUCCGGGUUCUCCAACUCCCUUGCCUGUCCUUUCUUAGUACGCGGAUGACACGUCGGUCAUCGUUACUUCUAACGCUGUUAUUGUUGUUGCCUUUGCGACCUACAAAACCUUCGAGAGAGGUUCUUGUUUAAAGCUAAAUUUGGACAAAUGUAAGGGUCUGUGGUUGGGUGGCUGGAGUGGUCGUGACGACCUUCCUUUGGAUCUGCAGUGGUCGUGUGCGUGGGUCAGAGCUUUAGGUGUUUAA